UGCUUUCUUGGCUUACUGCCCUGGAAGUUUCUUUAUUAGAAGUACUUCCUUGAUUUUGAUUUGUGCCCUUAUUUAGUAUUCCAAAGUAUCCUUGUAUAAAGCUUAAAGGGCCAUAAUAUCCGUUGCACAUAUCUAAUGAGAAAACAGUAUCAGUCUUUAAUGUCAUGUGUUAUAUGCUUCCCGUGCCUUACUCCGUGAGCCCCUGGUUAUUGUUUCUUAUCAAGUCCCAGUUUUUGAAACAGGGCAUGGAGACUCCCUAUAUAGGUAAUACAGCCUCCUUAAGUUUACGUGAUCACUCUCAGAAUCUUCAUGGGUUUACAGAUUUCUUCUUUUAACCUUUGCACCCUGGGUGCAAUACCUCUCUUUGAUUUGAAUGCCCAACGUGUAGCAGAACUUCCACUGUGUGGUCUCUCCUGUCUCGUAUAACCUUAGUGGUGUUCCUUCAGCGUAAAUAUCUGAGUAAACCAAAGGGUCAAAGGUGCAUCUUUGUUGGGUUAGGUCCUUCUCAAUUUGAAGAGAGCUCAAUUAUUUGGUGGACGAGAUCUCUUGAAAAAUGUUGUUCACAUUCUUGUUGACAUUCUUUGUUAUCCUUGGUUUAUACUUCUUAAUUUUUCAAGGUGUAUUUGCUUCAGAGGCCUCAGCUUUGGUUAGCAAUGAGGAAACCCAAUUGAUUCUUAGUGGAUACAUAUGGUGCAAUUACAGUCCUUUCGGGUGGUCAUCCCUCCCUGAGUUUGGCAACUCUUUUAUCCUGACAACUUGCCUUAAUGUUUAGAAUAAGCCUUGGAUGCAUUAGGGAUUUGGGUUGAACAAUAAUAAUGUAGUAUGAGGCAUAUGAAAGGGCCGCACUCGAAGAAAGUGAGCUGCUGCAGCAUUGCUUGUCCUUGGUGUUGCAUAUGUAUCCCAUGACCACAGGCACAAAUCAGGUAGAAGCCCAUCCACGACCAUUGCACAGAACAAGCCCACCAUUAUGGGCUUAAGUGUCGCUUCCAGGUUCUCAUGGCCUUGGUAUCCAAAUCCAUCUAGGAAAAUCACAGCUGGUAAUAUACUGCCACGACCGUGGGUAUGCGUAUACUGCCACGAAUGUGAAAAUGCGUUUCAGAGGAUCAUUUAGCAAAGCUUUUCUCCAUGGCCAUUGUUACCAUGCUCUUAGGUAGCAAAGUCAAAUUAGUCAAAUGUAAUCUUAUGGCUUUUAGUAGGGAUUGUUUAGGGUAAUGUUAGCCUCUCUAUAAACUGGUUGCAAGCAAUAAUCUAAAUUUGUUCGAUGAGAGAUGAAAAUUUUCUAGAUCUUUUCUCUUUUUAGAUCUGUAGUGAUUAGUGAACCUUGCUUUGUGACAAAAUCUCUUCCUCUGUGGAUAGGAUACUAUACUUCGAGCUAUUCAUUUAAUUUGUUUUUGAUUAGUAAAUAGUUCUUGAUUCAAGGUGAUCAAUCUCGGAUCCAGCCGACUAGCAUCCUUUUCCACUGCGCAACAAAAAGCUGCUUGUCUUUGGUUAACUACUUCACUGAAUUGAGGUUCUUUCUCGCGUCUAGCAUAGAGGCGCCCUCACAGGGCACGACACUGAACGUAUUGAUACUCCGCAAUUUGUGACACAAUUUAGGCUGACGAGGGUUAUUUUCUGAUUCAGAUUAAGUCAAGCCUGGAGUAGCACAGAGGUGAAAAGUGUUUAGAUAAUAGAUAUGUAUGAAGUCGCUAAAGCGGGCAUUGAAAUGAGUGACAUUCUUGUUCUGGAAUUUCGAGGGGCCGUUGGUUUGCUUAUCUUUUUGCUUGAUUUUCCUUGGCAUAAAAACCCUCAAACAACUAAAAAAAUAGGGCUUGUUUUACUUGAAAAUUCUGCAAUUUCUUGGAUUUCAUGAUUAUGGAUAAACGUUCUUCUCAACUUCUUAAAGAUUUAAUGAGAUACUUUCUAAAUGAGCUCUUUACAGUUAACAAACUGCAUUUUCCUUAGUAAAUCACCCAUAGCCGAAAGCUCGAUCAUUCUUUUAACAAACUGCAUUUUCCUUAGUAAAUCACCCAUAGCUGUUUUACUUAUUGUUGAGAGUACCUUGUUGAGAUUGGCCUUCUUUCCUCUGAUUAACUCUAUAACAGAAGAAGAAACGCAACUUUUGAGGUGAAGGUUCAUGGUAUACACUUUAAGGGUUUUAUAUUGAUCAGGAAAAUAGGCAUCCUCUUAUAAUGUCAGCAGGCUUCCAUGUUAUGGCCUCAUUCGUUGUGAUGUUGACCAUGUUGACCUAUCGGCUAUCACUGGUACAUUUUGUAGCCUAAGUGGUAUCACUUUAAUCGCCAUUUAAACUUCUCUCUAUGAUAAAGUACUCUUUUCUGAUUUGUAGUAGAAGUCCUACCUGAAACUCAGCAUUGCAUUGACAGACUGUUAAGUCCACCUAGAAAAAUCCAGAUUGUUUACGUGAAGAAGAGGGUAACCAUCCUAUGGCAUGCAUUGUUUUUUCUGUUCAUUGGGUUGAUGGCUCAUGCUGUAUUAUUUGCUGUAUAUAAUUUUUAUUUGUUAGAAUGGACAUACAACAUGUUCGUUUAACUUGUCUUGCAUUCCCUUCUAACAUCUAUUGUGCUCACUGUAGUGCUUCAAAGCAAAGGAACUUAAGGGUCUACAGUACUUAUUUCAUUCCUAUUCUUGUGUGCUGUUGUCAUGACUCUCAUUAGGGUAGGAUCUUUCUACCACCUGUCAUCCUUGAUCUCCAUCGACAUUGAUAGUUGAUCUUUCUGUUGGUGGUUGUGAUUCCUUCUUGGCCAUUUGUUGAAUGGACAUUAUCUCACCCAUUGUUGAUUAUAGCAUUAUCAUUCUAUGCAUACUAACAGUUUAGUGAUGCUGCUUCCCUAAUGUUGUAGUGUUGCUGCUGAUGCUAUGCUGUUGUUCUGCUGCUGAUGCUGCUUUGUCAGCAUACAGUCAGCAAGUCAGUUAUGAGUUUGUUAUAACAAACUUUAGAACAAUCUAGAUCCCUAAGCUGUACUAUAUAUACUUCAUUGCUGUAAUAAUUAUAUUAUCAUCAAAUACAGAAAAUCAGAAACUGAAUUCUGCUUUCUUCUUCUUCUCUCAAUCAAUACUUUUCUAUUCUGUUUCGUUUUUCUUCAUGGUAUCAGAGCAGGAUCAAGGAUCCUUGGCUCAAUUUUUCUGAAAAUUCCGCAAAACUGUUAUCAGUUCUGUUUUUUGUUUGUUGACAAAUUGAUCAAUCGAUUCUGGUGAUUGUUCACUGGAUUUGUGGUAUUCUUUUUGAUUCUGGAUUUGUUUUUCCAUUGGUUUCUGGAUCUGUGUUGAUCAUCUUGAUCAAAACUGCUGAUAUUAAUCAAAACUGCUGAUAAUGGCUGCUGGUGAUGAGAAUGUUAACACCAAUUCACACAGAGAUCUUCCACCUAAUCAAGAUCCAACUAGCAUAUAUUACAUACAUCCAUCUGAUGCUAAUUCAGCACAACUGGUUUCAUUCAAGUUCAAUGGUGAAGAAGGAUUCACUAGCUGGAAAAGAUCGAUGCUAUUAGCUUUAUCAGCAAAGAACAAAAUUGGAUUUGUUGAUGGAAGCUACAUGAAGCCAGAUGCUGGAACAGUAGAAUGCAAAGCUUGGGAAAGGUGCAAUGAUUUGGUAUGCUCUCUGAUCCUAGGGAAUCUGAAUGAGGUAAUUGCUAAGAGUGUUAUGUUUCUCAAAUCUGCAAGAGACAUUUGGCUUGAUUUAGAGGAUAGAUUUGGAUUUGCUUCUUUGGCUCAAAUUUAUUCACUCGAACAAAAAUUAGCUGAGAUAGCACAAGGAAACAAGUCUGUGUCUGAAUUUUUUACUGAAAUCAAGUCUAUAUGGGAUGCAAUUGAAGAGGCUCAUCCCUUGCCUUAUUGCACCUGCAACAAUUGUACUUGCAAUGUGACCAAGAAAUUUUUCCAAAGACAACAAGAAAAAAUGGUCAUGCAGUUCAUGAUGAAGCUCAAUGAUCAGUUUGCUACAAUUAGAGGCAAUGUACUCAUGGUGCCUACUUUGCCAAAAGUUUCUGAAGCCUACAGGUUGUUUGCUCAAGAAGAAAGACACAAAGAGGUGUCUCAGGCUAGUAAUCAAGUGGAAACAUUGGCAUUUGCAGCUGAAAAGAGAAGAUUCAAUGGAGAUCACUGGAACAAUAACAACAAGAGCUACAAGACUCAGCAAACAGGAUUUCAAUCUGGUUUUCAGAAAACUGGAACUAAUACAAGAUAUGGUAAACCAGGAUCCAACUAUUAUUGCACUCAUUGCCAAAUCCAGGGUCACAGUGUGGAGAGAUGCUUCAAGAUCCAUGGUUAUCCACCUGGUUUUAAGACUAGGGACAACAAAACAGCUGCUGUUUCUUUUGGAGGUGAUUCUAAUGAAGGAGAAACAACAGUGCCACAAUCUGAAACUAAUCCAGUGAUUACUAUGGACCAAUAUCAACAGCUUAUGGAUAUGUUGGCUAAGCAACAGCAGAGUGCAGGGACUGGAACAAACUCAGCUAUGAUGGCAGCUUGACAUCCAGAGCAGAAUUCCCAUCAGCAGCUGCCGUCAUGGAUGGUUUCGGAGAUGCAGACCUAACAAUAUCCAAAGUACGAUUGGCGUUGUCAAGAUUGUCGCAAUGAUGACACUUCUCAUUGAAGCCUGCUGCAUCCUCCUUCCCCGGCCUUUUCCCUCAAAAAGUAAACUAGAGAAAUUAAUUGAAUGAAACUUAGCUUCUCUAUUUAUCCUAUCUUUAUAUGUGUUAAAUAUUGAUCGCAACACUUUUUCCAACAUAAUUUUCCUUUCCCAGUUUAAGUGACUUACUCUUCAAAUCAGCUUACUGAAGAAAGGAUCUUAUGUAAUGCGAGGAUAUUAUGUUGAAGACAGAUUGUGGAAGAUAUUUAAAUGGAAAUCUUGGCCAACGAUAAAUAUUUAUUGUGGA
This is a messenger RNA of Spinacia oleracea (spinach), 4871 nucleotides long. Its product is annotated as CBBY-like protein. Bases 3311 to 4465 code for a protein of 384 amino acids. The record is from RefSeq and is a predicted model, not a curated record. The transcript has 2 exons. Gene Ontology annotation, molecular function: hydrolase activity. Lineage: Eukaryota; Viridiplantae; Streptophyta; Magnoliopsida; Caryophyllales; Amaranthaceae.